Syngnathus typhle (broad-nosed pipefish) is the source of this 1396-nucleotide messenger RNA. Its product is annotated as dexamethasone-induced Ras-related protein 1-like. The transcript is spliced from 2 exons. The record is from RefSeq and is a predicted model, not a curated record. Lineage: Eukaryota; Metazoa; Chordata; Actinopteri; Syngnathiformes; Syngnathidae. The coding region runs from base 137 to 970 and encodes 277 amino acids. Gene Ontology annotation, molecular function: GTPase activity; GTP binding.
AGGUAGGAGUGGGCCCCCCACGCGCUUAAAUGCAGCUCCCAGGCUCAAGCCAACAGACAGACUAACAGAAAGGCACACGCGCGAGCUUCAAGAAAGCAGCUCUGCAGUCUGUGCACGUUCAAGGAGGAGCGACACUAUGAUCAAGAAAAUGCCCCCCUCGGAAAGCGACUUUGACAUCCCGGCCAAGAACUGCUCCAGGAUGGUGAUUCUGGGCUCCACCAAAGUGGGCAAAACGGCCAUCGUGUCCCGCUUCCUCAACGGGAGGUUCGACGAGCAGUACACGCCCACGAUAGAGGACUUUCAUCGGAAGGUCUACAGCAUCAAGGGGGACGUUUACCAGCUGGACAUCCUGGAUACGUCUGGCAACCAUCCCUUCCCAGCCAUGCGCAGGCUUUCCAUCCUGACAGGCGACGUUUUCAUCCUGGUCUUCAGCUUGGACAACAGAGACUCCUUCAACGAGGUGCAACGCCUCAAGCGUCAAAUCUACGAGACCAAGUUGUGCCUCAAGAACAAAAUGAAAGAGAAGCUCGACGUGCCUCUGGUCAUAUGCGGCAACAAGGCUGACCGCCAAUUCCACCGCCAGGUGCAGCGGCCCGACAUCCAGCAACUGGUGGACGGCGGCGGCGGCGACGACGACGACAACAAGUGCGCCUAUUUCGAGAUCUCCGCCAAGCGCAACGAGAACGUCGACCAAAUGUUCCAGGCCUUGUUCACCUUGGCAAAGCUGCCCCACGAGAUGAGCCCCGACCUGCACCGAAAGGUGUCGCUGCAAUACUGCCACAUGCUGCGCACAAAGUCCGUCAAGAACAAGAAGAUGAAGGACGGCAGCGGCGGCGGCGGCGGCGAGGCCUACGGCAUGGUCACGCCGUACGCGCGAAGACCCAGCGUGCACAGCGACCUCAUGUACAUUAAAGAGAAGGCGGUGGGUGGAGGACAAGCCAAAGAGAAAGAAAGGUGCCUUAUCAGUUAAGCGCGAGGGAGGGAGGACUCCGACCAUUGGAAGGAAGACGAAAGAAAAGGUGGAAAGGCAAGCAGGUUUGGGACUUUUUGCCACCUGCUUGCACGCGCCUGUCACCAUGGAUACGGACAGGGUUCCACUCACUGCCCUCCCACACACAUUGAAAGAAUGCUCCCUUGUUCUGUCCAACCGCGUGUGACUUUUCAUCGCCGUACUUUGAAAAAUGCGGUCGUCGACGUCAUCCUCGACUGGAGCAGCCGCAGCAGCAGCAGCAGCAGCAGCAGCAGCAGCAGCAGGAGUAAUGUUUACAUUUCUGGGUUGAUGUAACCGCUCUCGAAUGUUCAUUUGCAACCGGCACUAUUUUUAUGUACUGUAUAUUUAUUGUGACUGACACUUUUUGCAAAAAACAAGACAAUAAUAAAAACAAAACGACCUACA